GUGCUGUCGGAUGAGGAGAAGAGGAAGCAGUACGAUGCCUAUGGUGAGGAGGGAUUGAAGGAUGGCCACCAGAGCUCCCAUGGAGACAUCUUUUCUCACUUCUUUGGGGACUUUGGAUUCAUGUUUGGAGGUAACCCUCGCCAACAAGACAGGAACAUUCCCCGAGGAAGCGACAUCAUCGUGGACCUGGAGGUCACACUGGAAGAGGUGUAUUCAGGAAACUUCGUAGAAGUUGUCAGGAACAAGCCAGUGGCAAGACAGGCACCGGGCAAACGGAAAUGCAAUUGCCGGCAGGAGAUGAGGACCACCCAGCUGGGUCCUGGCCGUUUCCAGAUGACUCAAGAAGUUGUUUGUGAUGAAUGUCCCAACGUCAAGCUUGUGAACGAGGAGCGAACACUCGAAGUGGAGAUAGAGCCAGGCGUGAGGGAUGGUAUGGAGUAUCCCUUCAUUGGAGAAGGUGAACCCCACGUGGAUGGGGAGCCAGGUGACUUGCGUUUCCGAAUAAAAGUUUUAAAGCACCCAGUCUUUGAAAGAAGAGGAGAUGACUUGUAUACAAAUGUCACCAUCUCGCUGGUCGAGGCACUUACAGGCUUUGAAAUGGAUAUCACCCACUUGGAUGGGCACAAGGUCCAUGUUGCUCGGGAUAAAAUUACGAAACCCGGGGCCAAACUCUGGAAGAAAGGAGAAGGUCUUCCAAAUUUUGACAACAAUAAUAUCAAAGGCUCACUAAUAAUAACAUUUGAUGUGGAGUUCCCCAAAGAGCAACUGACAAACGAGCAGCGGGAAGGUCUCAAGCAGCUGUUGAAACAAGGGUCGGUGCAGAAGGUGUACAACGGAUUGCAGGGAUAUUGAUGGCUGGAAAAAUUUGGACUUAAUUGAAAAUGAAGAGUCCGAUUUGUUUGCGGUCUUUUCUCCUGCCCGCUGUAGAAUGGAAAAAGAGGGAGGGUGGGGCAAUUGUUAAG
Molecule: messenger RNA, 962 nt
Organism: Tauraco erythrolophus (red-crested turaco)
Lineage: Eukaryota; Metazoa; Chordata; Aves; Musophagiformes; Musophagidae
Source: RefSeq, a predicted model, not a curated record